GCGGGGCUCCGCACACUGCACGGGACAGGCUCGCACCGGCAUCCGCACACACCCGGGACAUGGGCACCGACAGCGCCGCAGCCCGGGCCCUGCUGGACGGGGCCAGCUCCAUUCACCUGCACACCGGCAACCUGAUGAACUGGGGGCGGCUGAAGAAGAAAUGUGCGCUCUCCACCAGCGAGGAGUUGGGCGAUUGCAUUAGGACAACUUUAAAUGAAUGGAGCAUGAAAGUUAGUCCUGAGCUGGUGCAGGAAGCUCCAGAUGCCUUGGAAUGUGCCAUGACCCCGGCACUGGAAACCAUAAACCCUGAAGAAAGAGACGAGAUGAAAGUGUCCGUAAAGCUGUUUAUUUUGGGCAAUGGCCUUUCAUCUAUCAGGCAAGCUGUAGACAUGGCAUGUUCCACCCUUGCUGUGGCCCAGUUGGAUUCUGUGAUCAUCGCACCACCUCCGUUGGAAGAUGGCGUCGUUCUUACCCUGGAGCAUCUGCAGCCGUACUGGGGAGAGCUGGAAAGUCUUGUGCAGGACAACAAAGUUAUUGCUAUAGGAACAUCAGAUUUGGAUAAACCACUCUUGGAACAGCUUUACCUGUGGGCACAGGUAAAGCCAAGUAGCAACCAAGUGAAUCUGGCAUCAUGCUGCAUCAUGCCGCCGGAUCUGACAGACUUUGCUAAGCAGUUUGACAUCCAGUUAUUAACGCAUAGUGAUUCCAAAGAGAUCUUAGCCGAAGAAAGUUUUCAAGAAGCUCUCAGAGAAGGCAUCCAAGAUGCUCAGGCUGAUAGUUGGUCACCCGAAUGGAUCUUACGAUAUUCGGUCAUUGUGAAAACACGUGGAAUUAUAAAAUCAAAAGGCUACAUAAUACAAGCAAAGAGGAAAGCUCCCCAUUAACCACUGACGUUAUCGGACACUCGUAUAUAGCGGCCCUUGGUUGUGAAAAGAGAGACCAAAAUUCUUCAGGCUGCGGGGCAAUACCUGUGGUCAGGAUGUCGUUUACAAAUUGGAAAAUAUGGGUCAAGGAGAAAAGCUAAUCUUUCCUCCCAAUCUGGCAAUUGCUGAAGAGUUCAUUGUGUUGGUAGUUAGAUCACUAGUUGGCUCUGUGUAAAUGGCACAAACAGCCUCUGCUUUAUUCUGUGCUUGUGUAACCCAUGUUCCUCUUCUCGGCUGACGGUUAUGCAGUUUGUGUCUUGAAGGGUGUAACGAUGCCACAAAACGGCAUCACAGAGCAUCUAAUCUGUCAUUGACUCAACUAUCAAUAGACUUGCGCACAAUUCAGCAUGGAAACCUGUCCGUAAUUUGUAGGACUGUGGCUGGCCAUACACAUUUUAUAUCCGUUUAAGGGCUCGCACACAUGACCGUAUGUUUGGUCCGCAUCUGAUCCACAUUUUUUGCAGACCCAUUCAUUUUAAUGGGGCUGCAGAAGAUGCGGACAGCAUCCUCGCGUCUAUUCCACGGCCCCUCAAAAAAGAUAGAACAUGUCCUAUUCUUGUCUUUUUCACAGACAAGGAUAGGACAUUUCUGCAGAAGUUAAAAAAAAGAAAGUGACCUGCACACGGCUGGGAUCUGUAGGCAUGAGCCCUAACAACCCCCCACCCCUCCAUUUCACCAGCACUCUCGGCAGGGGAGAACAAACUCAUCGCCCAUCAGAGUGUCAAGAGGGUCCGCCGACAUUGCCAGGUUUGUCCCACGUUUAGUGUGUAUGGCCAUCUGAUGGCAGCCCUCCAAUCAUCAAGCCCGAGGACUUUAAUCCUUUUAUCUCUUGUUUUCUGAUCAUAGGAAACCCUAUUUCAGACACUAGACCAUUGUGAUGCAGCUCAGUACAUGCAGGUUAGAAGUUUGCUCUAAUAGAUAACACAGG
Molecule: messenger RNA, 1851 nt
Organism: Bufo bufo (common toad)
Lineage: Eukaryota; Metazoa; Chordata; Amphibia; Anura; Bufonidae
Gene: GCLM
Product: glutamate-cysteine ligase modifier subunit
Exons: 8
Coding region: 60-884 (274 amino acids)
Biological process (GO): glutathione biosynthetic process
Cellular component (GO): glutamate-cysteine ligase complex
Molecular function (GO): glutamate-cysteine ligase catalytic subunit binding; enzyme regulator activity
Source: RefSeq, a predicted model, not a curated record